Molecule: messenger RNA, 3654 nt
Organism: Octopus sinensis (East Asian common octopus)
Lineage: Eukaryota; Metazoa; Mollusca; Cephalopoda; Octopoda; Octopodidae
Product: myb-like protein A
Exons: 5
Coding region: 609-2342 (577 amino acids)
Biological process (GO): spermatogenesis; regulation of DNA-templated transcription
Cellular component (GO): nucleus
Molecular function (GO): protein dimerization activity; DNA-binding transcription factor activity, RNA polymerase II-specific; RNA polymerase II cis-regulatory region sequence-specific DNA binding
Source: RefSeq, a predicted model, not a curated record
ACAACGCGCAGCGAUGCGCGUUCUCUUCGUUCUUGAAAAAAUUUUUUUUUCUUCCUUCUUCUUGCCAUUGACAUAUUGCUCUCUUUCACCUUCUGCUCUGGAACGAUGAUGUCGAAACAUUAAGGGGCUGGAGGUUUCAACAUAAAGCAUACGACGCACGCAGUUGCAAAUUUAUAUAUAUAUAUAUAAUAUAUAUUUAUAUAUAUAUAUAAUUUUGGUAAACGCCAGUUUGGUUCUUGGAACUCAUCUGAUUUUACUAAAGCAAUUACAAGGCCUAAAUUUUUCUUUUAUUAUUGUCGCGUUAAAGAGAGAAAGAAAGAAAAAAAUAUAUUACCAAUAGUAAAAGAGGCAUUGCAAAACUGGAAAGAGAUCUUGUUUUAAAUAUUAUUAUAUCUUUGGAAACGUUACAUGAGAAUAAGAAGAGAAAGAAAGUGUGAGUUUUAUUUGAAGUUGGAGAACGCGACCAUAAAAUCACCAAAAUUCAACUGUUUUGGUUGAGAGGGUUUAUUAAACAUUCAUUUUAACCUCUUUUAAGAGGUGAAAGUGUUUUGUUUUCUAACCCAGCUGUUGUUUGUGUCUUUUUUGUUUUGCCUGGUGAAAGUAGAGACAUGGAGAAAUAUCUAGAAAUAACAAAUAACGCUGAAAUUCCAAACAUACAAAAUUCGAUAUGUCCGUUGGAUAUUUCGGAAAAUGAUCGCAGUUCAAGAGAAGAGAAACUGAUUGAGAAUCAAGAGACCAAUAUUAACUACGGACGGGCUAUGGUUAAUUCUGCAACUGUUAAUGAUGGCUUAACACCUUGUAAAAUAAUGAAAAAAGAACCCAAAGACAUAGAUUCUUCGACAGAUCGCCAAUUUAACACUAUAAUCCAUUGGAACUCACAGAAUUUAGAUAACAAUUGUCAUAUUAGUCGCAGCUGUUCUACAGCUAUAGACAUAGGACAGAGUAGUAGUAUUGUUACAACCGUUUGCUCUAUGGCUAGUAACGUUACACCUUGUUAUAAUAAUAAUAAUAAUAAUAAUGUUGCAACUGUCGAGAACGAAAAAAUAAACAUCUGUUCGGGUUCAGCUGUUGAUAUCGAUGGAGUGACUGAUAUUUCUAGGAAGGUUUCCUCGGGCGUGGCACGUAACACAGCGGCUGUCAGACAGAAUCUCUGCAACGACGCCAUAUCCGAGGUGCCGACUUUGAUUCCUUGUUCCAACUCAAACAAGACCACCACCACCAAUAAUAAUAAUAAUAAUAGUAGUAUUAGCAACAAUGACAAUAGUAUUUCUUCAGACACGACCCCAAAGCUCCCAAAACUCAUUUCAAGUCCAAACAAAUCAGAAAUUGUUAACCCAGGACCAACAAUUCCUCUCAUCUCCUUUGACCAGUCUGAGCAAGCUUCUAAUACAACCGAACUCGGAUUGAAUGUCAGCAAGAAUGUCAACCAGAGCAACAGCCUUGUCGGAAAUGGUGCCAAAAUUCCUCAGGGAGGUUUAAACAUCAGCUUGUUGCCCUGUCAGGUUUCCAGCGAUGUCCCCGACCAUCUGCUUAAUACAAUGAGAUUAAAUAAUACUGAGACAGCAUCGACCACCACUUCUCCAGCAUCUGCUUUUGUGCCCCUGUCUUCAUCUAAUUGUGGUUACAGGUCCAUCCACAGAAGGGAUCACACGCCCGUCUCACACCUUUUACCGGCUUCGAAACUUGAUAGCUUGCAAAAAGAAAACAGCCCACUUGGUAUUUUAAAUGGUAUGCAAGGAAUUGUUGCACCAGUUGACCAUCACGCCAGUAGUCAAGAGACAUUUUCUUCAAUUUAUGGUCAACAAUCGGACAAUAAUAUCAUCUUAGUCACGCAAUCUCCACAUCACCUUGAACCACUUAAAGUCUCUCAGACUGGGAACCAAAUAGUCCAUACUCCUAUAUCGAAAGCUAGCCAUGUGAUUUACUGCCACAAUGUUUUAAACAACGGAUUACCAUUACAGCUGAAAACACCAACAAACAGUUUGAAUUUGAACAGCAGCGGAGAAGAGAACAACAGUCCACCUGAAAAUCUGUCCAACUCAGUGACUUCGUUUAAAAGUCCAAAUAAUACUGAAGAUAAUAUGGUAUCUUAUAGCAAAACAGAUCAAACGAAUGCCAAAGAAGAUGACCCAUCACGACAUCAGCAUAAUUUGAAUGAAAGGAAAAGAAGAGCCCGUAUCACCAUUGCCUGUGAUUUAAUGAGACGACUGGUGCCUGGACUGUCAGAUAAAACUGAUAAAGCAACAGUAUUUGAGUAUGCAGCUCGCUACAUCUAUUUCCUUCAAAGUCAUGUUGGAACUGAUUAUGACAGGAACUUUCUGGUGAAAUAUUCUCCGUAUUGAACAGUGAGAGAUAUCUAGUCUAAUACUGAUUCAGACCAGCACUUCUAUUAACAUUUAUCAACAACAAAAAGCUUUCCCAGUCUUAAUAGGUGACUUAAACAGCAAUAAUCUCUUUGGUGUUGUUAAUUCGGUCUCCUAUCGAGUUCUUACAGAAUAGAAUGAUCUACAUAUUCUUGGAUACAGUCUAAGAUCACAGAUGGUGUUACACUGUCAAAAGUAAAUGUAACAGAAAAUAAGAAAAAUAACCAAAAAAACAAAAAACAAAUAAUAAUAAUUAAUUAAUAAUGAUAAGAAGAAAACUAAAAAAAAAACUAAAAAAAAAACAUGCCCUUACAAAAACUGUGGUAUUUAUUUUUUCCAGACAGAAACAAUUCUUUUUUUUUAAAGUUUUACUUUGUUGUAUUUCAAGUUCUAUUUAAUUAUGCAUGUACAAUAAUGCUGCUUUUAUUUAUUCAUUUAUAAUAAUUAGUAGCAAGCCACAGGAUGUAUAUAUGAAAAAAAAGCAAAAAAACCAAAAAAAUAGCUGCAUGUUAAUUUAUUGUUAGAAGCUAUGUUCUGAAUAUUGGUGAAUCACACACAUACACAUACACACACAACAGAAAAUUUGUUUCAUUGAGUCCGUUGUCAAUGAAUGUACUUUAUAAGUCUUAUAUAUUCACUUCAGAGUUAACUCUUUAGAAUUUCUAGCAUUAAUGUCCCAAAUUUGUAAAGGAUCAUUGCAGAUCUUAAAGCACCACUAAGUUAAAAUUAGUUGCAUUCCAAGAUAUUGUAGCAGUCCAGUUGAAGAAUACCGAUACAAACACUCCAGUAUCAUAUAUAUUCAAAAAUUAUAUAAAAUGCUAGACACACUACGAAACCAUAUAAAAUCCAUUACAUACUUAUUUAAUGUACACCUGGUACAUACUGAUUCUGUAAAUGCACAGUGCAUUACUACAUUUACAUAUACAUUUGCUAGCUCCCAUCUAUCUUCCUGUCCCCACUCCUCUCUUUCCCUACCUGGAAUUACAGAGUAAAAAUGGUUCUAUUAAGAACCAUCAUGUUUGUGUCCCAAAAUGAAAUACUUGCUAAAGAUACAGAAUGAUUUAUGUGAAAUUUUCUUUUCUGUCACUUGUUUUCAAAAUAUUGUUGAAUUAUUUAUACAUUUCUCUACCUCUUUGUCUAUUUAUUACUAUUUGACUUCAUUUCAAUCUAAAUGAGAAUAAAAAUAUUUUCCAAAAUAGAAUUUUAUGAAAUUAAAUAAAUUUCUGUUAAAAAUGAAGAACAUAAAUUUCUUGGUAAAUUGUUUGAAAUAACAGGUUGUAUAACUUUUAAU